UGUCACAUCGGCAAGUAUAACGUGUAUUUACUUGUUGUUAAGUACAAUGAAAAUGCAAAUCUGAAAAAGCCUUUAAAAGAUGUUAGAAUGAUACAAGUACCGUAUAUGAAGGAUGAAGAGUAUUCGAAAGUAUUUGACGUAAAUAAAUCUGAACCUAAUUGGAAUGUUAAAGAUAAUGCAAAGGAUUAUCAACCCCUGAAAGCUUUAGGAUUUUAUAUGUAUGCCGCAUAUAAAGGUUAG
Molecule: messenger RNA, 240 nt
Organism: Meloidogyne enterolobii
Lineage: Eukaryota; Metazoa; Nematoda; Chromadorea; Rhabditida; Meloidogynidae
Source: the annotation of a GenBank genome assembly